Molecule: messenger RNA, 1161 nt
Organism: Maudiozyma barnettii
Lineage: Eukaryota; Fungi; Ascomycota; Saccharomycetes; Saccharomycetales; Saccharomycetaceae
Gene: NPA3
Product: GTPase NPA3
Exons: 1
Coding region: 1-1161 (386 amino acids)
Molecular function (GO): GTPase activity
Source: RefSeq, a predicted model, not a curated record
AUGACUUUGAGCACCGUUAUUUGCAUUGGUAUGGCCGGGUCCGGUAAGACCACAUUUAUGCAGAGAUUAAAUUCACAUUUACGUUCUAAAGAACAGCCACCAUAUGUUAUUAAUUUGGAUCCUGCUGUGUUGAACGUUCCAUAUGGUGCCAAUAUUGAUAUCAGGGACUCUAUCAAGUACAAGAAAGUCAUGGAAAACUACCAGUUGGGACCCAACGGUGCCAUCGUGACCAGUUUGAAUCUGUUCAGUACUAAGAUCGACCAGGUAAUUGGUUUGGUUGAAAAGAAACAAGAAGGCCACACACAUUGUAUAAUAGAUACACCUGGUCAGAUUGAAUGUUUUGUAUGGUCUGCUUCUGGUGCUAUCAUCACUGAAUCAUUUGCAUCGACUUUCCCAACCGUCAUAGCUUACAUAGUUGAUACCCCAAGAAACUCUUCGCCGACGACUUUUAUGAGUAAUAUGUUAUAUGCUUGUUCUAUCCUUUACAAGACUAAGUUGCCAAUGAUUAUAGUUUUCAAUAAAACAGAUGUUAAGAAAGAGGAUUUCGCUAGAGAAUGGAUGACCGAUUUUGAAGCAUUCCAAACUGCUGUUAGAGAAGAUCAAGAAUUGAAUGGUGAUCUUGGGAUGGGGUCUGGGUACAUGAGUUCUUUGAUUAACUCUAUGUCUCUGAUGUUGGAAGAGUUUUAUUCCCAGUUAGAUAUGGUUGGUGUCUCUAGUUACACAGGUGAUGGGUUUGAUCAAUUUUUAGAUGCAGUAGAUGAUAAAGUGAAAGAAUAUGACGAGUUUUAUAAAGCAGAAAGAGAUAGAAUUGUUAAGGAGAAAGAAUUGAAAGAGAAGAAACGUAAAGAAAAAUCAUUGAAUGGAUUAAUGAAGGAUCUUGGUCUUAACGAAGGCAAGAAGAAGGAUGGUAACGAAAGUGAUGAUAGUAUAGAGGUCAUUAGUGAUUUGGAAGAGGGUGAAAACGACGGUGUACUAGAAAGAGAUGAAGAUGAGGGUGUCGAAAGAGAAUACACAUUUGCUGGUGAGGAGAGAAUGACUGGUGAAGUCAAUGAUGAUAAGACACCAGAUUUACAAAAGAGAUACGCCGAAGCAUUAGCAUCUACCGCAAAGAGUCCAAGCAGUGAAACUGCAGAAAACAUAGCUCGUUACAUUAGGGAGUAG